AUGCUGGUGCUCCGCGUUUAUUUUGUGAAGGAGGUGACAGCUCAGGAGGCGUUGGACGUAGAGUAUAAGGAUAUAGCGCGAUUGGGUGUCAUCCAGGUCGCUGGUGACGAUCGACUAGGGCGGAAGGUCGUCGUCUUCUCUGCAUGUCGCCUGCCACCCUAUGACGAAGUUGAUUAUCAACGUCUCUAUGAUUACAUCAAAAGGACACUGGAGCAGUACGUGGCGAACGACUACUCUUUGGUGUACUUCCACUACGGCUUGACGAACGUCACAAAACCACCAAUCAAGUGGUUAAUGCAGGCUUACCGGGGCUUUGAUCGCAACUUCAAGAAGAAUCUCAAAGCCCUCUACAUUGUCCACCCCACCAAUCUGGUCCUCUUUAUGAUUAAAGUUUUCAAACCCAUCAUCAGUCGGAAAUUUGGUCAGAAGAUUAACUUUGUCAAUCAGCUGAGUGAACUGUCGAUUGACAUGCAUCUGGACCAGAUUCCAAUUCCGCAACGGGUUCGACUGUACGAUGCCAACCUUGUUAGAUCAAGAAACACCCUGACGUUUCAGACUGGUGGUCAGCUGCCAGUGCAGCUGCCAGCCUAUCUCCCACCAACUGCGAAAUAUCCGCCCAGACCCCACCAGGUCUUUGGCGUGUCUCUUGAUUUCAUAAUGAAGCACAAUAACAACGACCCCAUCCCAUCUCUCCUUAAGGAGUCAGUUGAGUACAUUCGCCGGAACUGUCUAGACGUGGACUGCAUUUUUCGGCGAUGUCCAAGUGCGACGCUGGUAAAGUCUGUUCAAGGGACGUACAACUCAGGUGGCUCUGUAAAAUUCGAGGCUUUCGGUGACCCUCAUCUACCGGCAUCCCUCAUUAAGACAUUCCUUCGCGAACUGACUGAACCGAUUCUCACCUACGAACUUUAUGACGCGGUUCUGAGUCUACACAGUACGUCACUUGCUUUGUCCAGGCAUCUCUUAUCAGAAGUCGAGAUGAAUAGCGUCCAGCCGCGGUUUAUUUGA
Molecule: messenger RNA, 1008 nt
Organism: Hydatigera taeniaeformis
Lineage: Eukaryota; Metazoa; Platyhelminthes; Cestoda; Cyclophyllidea; Taeniidae
Source: the annotation of a GenBank genome assembly